GCAGCCCCAGGGCGCUCAGCCCCUGUGCGGGGCCGGCCAGGCCCAGGGCUGCCCCGGGACGCUGCCGCCGUGCCGGACCCCCGGCAGCUCGUCGGCGCCGCCUCGUUGAGUCCCGAUCCCCCCCCCCCGCCACCGCCUCCAUCCCCCGGGCAAGGCGGGCGGCGGGGGGGCAGGGGGGGCACAGGUGGCCGCUAAUCCCUAAAUCCCCGCGCGCGGGAUUAGCGGCCCCCUCGCCCAGGUCACCGAAUCCCCGCCGGCGCCGCCUCAGCCUCGAUUAACCCCCCCCCAGUCCUCGCUGCCGCGCGCCGGGGGGGGGGUGCUGUCCCCGGGGUGGGGGGCGCCCGGCGGAGCACCCCGCGGCGGCCCAUGGCGCUGGUGAAGAGCGGCUGGCUUUGGCGGCAGAGCUCCAUCCUGCGCCGCUGGAAGAGGAGCUGGUUCGUCCUCUACCUGGACGGCGGCUUGGUCUACUACCAGGACGAGAGCAGCCGCGCCGCGGAGGGCAGGAUGCACGUGCGGCACGGCUGCCGCGGCGUGCGCGCCGGCGCCGCGUGCCGCGCGGCGCAGCCGCCCGAGGGGAAGAGCCGCGACUGCCUGCUGGCGCUGGCGCUGCGCGACGGCUCCGCCGCGACGCUGUGCGCCGAGAGCGCCGACGACGCCGUCGCCUGGAAGGAGGCCGUGCUGGAGGCGAGAGCCACCCCGGUGCACGUCUACGACCCCUACGACGACGACUACUACCAGACGGUGCCGCUGGACUCGCACCAGGCCGCCUACGUCGGCUCCGGCGGUUACGGGCGCCAGCCCGGAGCUCCCGGCGGGACGCGCGUGGUCGUCCGCGAGGAUCCCUACCGCGUCUCCGGCGACCAGAUGGCCCUGGGGCUGCUGGCCGGUGCCGCCACCGGCGCCGCCCUCGGCUCCUUCAUGUGGAUGCCCUGCUGGUUUUAGGGAGCAGCUCCCGCCCCGGCACCGCUUCGCCCCCCGCCAGCACCCCGAAAUAACCCCCGGCGGCGCCCCAAGCGCUGCGGAAUAACCCCCCCCCCCCCCCCCCCCCCCGCCCGGCACCGGCACCUCCCCGAACCGCGGCGGGAUUUGGAGCGGCGUUUGCUCCCGGGAGCUAACGCGCGAGCGGGAAACCUCCCGCCGGCCCCGUCCUCACCCUCCUUCGGCCUUCCUCCUCCUCCUCCUCCUCCUGCCGCUCCUCCUGCUCGCAUCGCCGCCGCUGCCGCCCCCUUCGCAUGAACCGCGCUCGGUUUGGAGGGAAGAAAAGAAAAAAACCAAAGAGAACAGGUUACGGGAUGGCUAAUAAAGGUGUCGCUUCCCGA
Molecule: messenger RNA, 1319 nt
Organism: Rhea pennata
Lineage: Eukaryota; Metazoa; Chordata; Aves; Rheiformes; Rheidae
Gene: PLEKHB1
Product: pleckstrin homology domain containing B1
Exons: 6
Coding region: 367-942 (191 amino acids)
Biological process (GO): regulation of cell differentiation
Cellular component (GO): membrane
Source: RefSeq, a predicted model, not a curated record